AUGAGCAGGCCGAACACGUUGCAGCUCCUGCGUGUUGCUGUGUUGUGGUUCUACCUCUUCCUCCCCUCGCUGCUCUGUGACAACCUGCUUUGCUACUUCAGCCCCAUCCUGGAGAAGGAGAAGACAGUUGAGCUCAUUGUGACAGAGUGCCCUCCUGAUGAGCUGUGCUUCAAGGCAGAUGGUCGCUACGGAAACCACAGCGCCCUGUCGGCCAGGGGCUGCAUGGCGAAGAAGGACUGCAGCCAGGUGCACAGCAUCCGCCUCAAAGGAACCAUCUAUAGCAUGAGCUACAGCUGCUGUGACAGGCCGUACUGUAACUCCUGCCCGGGCGUCACAGCCAGGUCCUUCUACUUCACCAUAACACUGCUGACAGUAGGUGUGAUGGUCGGCAGCUUGUGA
Chelmon rostratus (copperband butterflyfish) is the source of this 399-nucleotide messenger RNA. RefSeq names its product protein Bouncer-like. The record is from RefSeq and is a predicted model, not a curated record. NCBI's taxonomy places the organism in Eukaryota, Metazoa, Chordata, Actinopteri, Chaetodontiformes, Chaetodontidae. The coding region runs from base 1 to 399 and encodes 132 amino acids. The transcript has 2 exons.